UUUCUACGUAUUCGGACUUCUCUGCCACUUUUAUUAUCUGUCGCCUGGAUCCGGCUUGGUCGUGGAGGCGAUCUACGAGAAGUCGAGUCGUCAGCUUACUCCAUACUCUCUCCAGCAAUCACUCCACGUAUAUUAUAAAGUCGAGAGGGUGUCAUCCACUCCAGGAGGAAUCGCCAAUAUGGUAGCUCAGGACGACUCGUCCUUCAACACCGGUAUCCAUACUUUUCCAGCCUUUCCCCCUGUGUGUGUUUUCUCCGGGCCAGACGUUGGCUGACUACCUUAUGGCUUGUCAACUAGUUCGCAUACAUCUGUCCUUUCAGUUCCCGCAGUCCGAUGAUCCCUUCCCCGAGCGCCGUAUUGUUCUCACCCGAAACAAUCCCUGCGCGAAGGUAGGGAGGACGAGCAAGAGCAAACCGAACCUGUCCGCUGCUAUGGACAACUGCCUCCUGGAUAAUCCGGUUAUUAGCCGUGACCAUGCUGAGAUAUUCGCAGAGUUCGAUAGUGAGGCCGUAUAUGUGCGGGACCAGGGGUCUCGCCAUGGUACAUUCCUGAAUCGCGAGCGUGUUCAGCCCAAUCAACCCCAACUUCUCGCAUCGGGGAACACCCUUCGCUUCGGCACAGAUAUUCAACGUGACUCGGAUCUCUACCCCCCACCCGCAGCCGUGGUUAACAUCGAGUUUGAUGGUGAAGUCGACGAGACCCAACCUACCAGUUGGCCGUCGCAGCCCUCCGUCGGCUAUAGAGCUCCUGAUCCUUUGGGGGACAGUGACGGCGACUCAAGCGACGAAGAAGAUAUUGCGGCCGUGCGUCACGCUGUGAGGACGCUGCGUGAGGCGGGCUUUCAUCGAACCGCUGAGAUUCCGACCCAGCGGCCCAAUGCCGAAGUUGAUGUUGAGCAUUCCACCAACUUCAGUAAACCCAUCAUCAUUGACCUCGAGGGUGACACAAGCAAGACUGGUCGCAGCGAAGUCAUCGACCUCACCGGCACUGGUGAGUCCCAGAACAAUACGCACACCUUGGCCCAGCCCGAGAACACCCCUGGGUCUCCCGUGGUCAGUAGCUCGAGAGAAAGGGACGAAGACGAGUAUAUCGGCGCUUCGGAGGGCCGUGUUAACGGCCAGAGAUACACUCCAAUCCAGGCUAACAUUGACCAAUCUGCGGAUAUCUCAAUCGAUGAGUCUGGCGAGGAGGACAAUUCGGUGUUUCGGCUUGAUGAAAUUACCGGUAACUGGCCUGAGACCGAGGACUCGGACCAGGAGGUCGCAGACAUGAACGAGGGCUCAGAGUACGACCUCGAACCCACUGAUUUUAGGGAGGAUUGGGAGAGCGGCUGUUCCUCUGUCAUGCGGCAACUACAUCGGAGCUUUGAACAGAGUCGACAUGGACCCGAUGGCGCCCUUCCCGACCUAAGACUAGGUCGUACUCCAGAACAUCGUACACCGGAUUUUCCCAGACUGGGUGUUAUGUCCAGUCAAGGCCUCUUACAGGAGCCACGUCCAACCCCGCUUCCAAUCCUCCCUUCUCUGACCCAGGUGACGUCGGAAUUGCCGCCGGGCCUUGAUAAAUAUGUCGAGCUUCCGCCCAUCCUGAGAUUGAAAAGCCGUUCGGAUUCCUCUUUCUUCCCUGCUUCUGAGUCAAGAUGGUCUUCCGAGCCCGGCGGCGCCGUUGAUUCGGUGAGUGAAGCGUUGAAUCAAGCCAAGAUACCACCUUGGCGAGACCCCAAUCACGAGUCUAGGAAGAUGCUGGGUGUGCACCAGGAUUCUACAGAGGUGCCAGAUUCGACGGCAACUUGGCCGGCCUCUGCCAUUGAGACAGUCCCGUCGACGCAACACGAAGAUACAAUGGAAAGCAUUCUACCCUCGCAUCAGGUCCCUUCAGCUAUGCCCGACGCACAGCGUUCGACCGAUGGUAUGUCGCUUGUGUCGGACACUCGGUUUAUUUCACCCCGACCCGCUGAGACUGCUGAGCCGGUUGACACUGCUGUCGCAGAAGCUGAGGCUUCGGACGAACCGCGCGAGGAUAGUUUUGAAACCGGGUCAAUGAAGCGGAAAGCCGACCACAUCUCCGACCUCACCACGGCUGAAGUCAUGGCUGAAGUCAUCACUGAAGUCCCAGCGGCUGAAGACACCCAGGAACCUAUGGAAAGCCUAGCAAUGGCAUCAGAAGUUCCUCGGCACAGGCCCUAUAAACGGCUUCGGUCUGUUGCUCAGGCAGCUGGGUAUGUUGCUCUUGGUGGUGCAGCGGCUAGCGUUGCCUUUGUUACCACAUUGAUUGCCACUGCCCCGAGUCUGACAUAGGCAGGGUGCGGUUGGGCACAUCCCAGUGCCUACAUCGCACUGCCUGUAUGGUCCUCGUCUUGUCUAUUUUCUAGAGGCAGUGAAGGGUCAAGACAAAGGUUUUGGGAGGCUCUGGCAAUGACAAUUGCAUUGGCGUCUACAUCGGUUGGACAAAUGAUUGCUUAAAGGGAGUUUCGGGUUUAGUAGGUGAUGUUAGGCUGGUUGAUAUUAUUCCAGGACAUCCAUUUCUCUGUGCAGCCGUGCAGCGGCGAACGAAAGGAAGGUUAGGUCACGG
Molecule: messenger RNA, 2571 nt
Organism: Sodiomyces alkalinus F11
Lineage: Eukaryota; Fungi; Ascomycota; Sordariomycetes; Glomerellales; Plectosphaerellaceae
Exons: 3
Coding region: 282-2297 (671 amino acids)
Cellular component (GO): cytoplasm
Molecular function (GO): protein binding
Source: RefSeq, a predicted model, not a curated record